AUAGGGAGAACAUUUCUUCUGACACUGGAGCAGCUAAGGAUGACUUGGCUCUGUCCCACUCAUGAGCUGGAGGUGAGCUGAAGACCAGGUUGAGCAGGAAAAAGAGGUUGGCUAGAGGCAAGUGUGGACACAGCAAAAAUAGGACCAGGGAGGUUUCGAUCUUAAACUAUCAGCGGCUCUUGCGCUUCUGACCUUUCUGCAAAAUCCUGAAAUUCUUGGAAAGGAAGCACUGAUGAGGUAAGCGCUUGCAAGGGAGGUCCUUUCGAAGCACACAGUUAGAACAAAUCUCCAGGGCGCUGGAAUUGCAACAGCUUUGCUUGCUUCCAAGAAAUCUUCUGCUGCAAUGGGUGGAAAAGACAUCCCGCUCCUCCUGUCUGCAGAAGGAAAGCCAGGGAAGAUGUGCACCUUCUGCCUGGGCCUCGCGACUCUCAUUUUCCUGCUUUGUUUUGUUAUCUUCCUAAUUUUGUUCGUGCAGGAGCACCAUGAAAAGGCAAUUGUCCAUCAGACUUUGGAAAGCAAAUCUCGGGAAAGGGAUGCCAUGUGGAUACAACUGCGGUCUAGCAAUCAGACCCUGAUCAAAACAGAAAAUCUUCUGGAGAUGAAGAGGAAGGAAAAUGAAGACCUCAAGUCUACCCUGGCCAUCACUAACCAGACCUUAGGAAAGAAGAUACAGCUUUUAGAAGAGACGGAACAGAAAAGGGCCAGGCUACAGGAGCAACUGGGAAUUGCGGAGCACAACCUCACCACAAUGGAAGGGCACUGGAACUCCUGCCAGGCGGAGCUGCACAUCAUGCAAGAAAAUAUUACGUCCUUCGUGGCAAUGAUCGCCCAGCAUGCUGCAGAAGAACAGAAACUCAGAGAUAUAAUCGAACAGCUCCUGGAGCAGCUUACCAUCAAAACAAGGCAGCUGACGGAUGCAAAGCGUGAGUUCCAACAGGAACGAGACAAGUUUGCCAGAUAUCGACAAGAGGUUGCAAAACAGGCACAAGAAAAUCAUAUUCCACGCAACAAAGGUAUCCUUAGUGAUUUCAACAUGGCCUUUCUCCUCUUCAUCCUUGGUGAACUUCUCCUCUUCUUAUAGCUUUGCUGACGGGAGAUGGACAUUUCCAUUUCUUCUAUCCGCAGUCCUUCACUCCUGUGGUGGACAACUCAUUUGGAGGUUAUUCCUCUGCUCUUCAAAGCUUUUCCAACUGUUGGAGGUGUGACUUGGUUCAAAUACUAUGCUGAUCGUCAUUUUAACACUAAAACACUUUGUAUUCACUUGAGGGCCAGAAUGGCCUGUCCCUCUUGCACUCCUGGAAAAUAAAAACUUUUCAUGGUAUC
Python bivittatus (Burmese python) is the source of this 1323-nucleotide messenger RNA. RefSeq lists its product as uncharacterized. The record is from RefSeq and is a predicted model, not a curated record. NCBI's taxonomy places the organism in Eukaryota, Metazoa, Chordata, Lepidosauria, Squamata, Pythonidae.